This is a messenger RNA of Fusarium coffeatum, 1476 nucleotides long. RefSeq lists its product as uncharacterized. The transcript is spliced from 2 exons. The coding region runs from base 1 to 1476 and encodes 491 amino acids. Gene Ontology annotation, molecular function: protein binding. Gene Ontology annotation, biological process: ribosomal large subunit assembly. Gene Ontology annotation, cellular component: nucleolus. The record is from RefSeq and is a predicted model, not a curated record. Lineage: Eukaryota; Fungi; Ascomycota; Sordariomycetes; Hypocreales; Nectriaceae.
AUGGCCUCCGGUGAUGAGCGUCCUGGUGACUCACCCCGGGUUAAGCGUCGCAAGUCAAGCAACGACUCUUCCCCUCGACGCGACGGCGAAAAUGGCGAUGCAGGCCAGUCGCAUAGAGACUCUGCGACGAGGAAGCUAUCGAUACGAGACAACCGCAGAAACAGCAGGACUGUUAGUCCAAGUCCUGCUGAAGAUGGUGCCGGAAACAGAAACUACGAAAGUCGGCGCACAUCACGGUCGAGAUCACGAUUGAGGUCGCAGUCCAUGUCUAGCAGACGGUCCGACUCUCGACUGCGCUCCCGCUCACCAUCUCGAAUAACAUCACGAACACGGUCACCCCGCUCUUCACGAUCACGCUCUCGAUCGCAGUCAUCUUUCCACGACCGACGGAUAGACUCCCUUUCGCCUCCAGAAGCUCAACCGACUCCCCAGGAACCCUUCAAACCCAACUACAAAGCCCAUCUUGUCCUUCGCGGUCAUUCCAAACCUGUUUCACAAGUCCGAAUAUCACCUAAUGGACGCUUUAUCGCAUCUGCAUCGGCGGAUGCCACUGUGAAGAUCUGGGACGCUACGACAGGCGAGCAUAUGGACACACUUGUCGGACAUAUGGCUGGAGUGAGCUGUCUUGCUUGGACGCCUGAUAGCAACACCAUCGCAAGCGGCUCAGACGACAAAGCUAUUCGACUAUGGGAUCGCGUUACAGGUCGGCCAAAGACUACAACUAGAAAGAGUAUAGCUGGCCAGGACAUGGCGCCUCUGAAAGGUCACCACAACUAUAUUCAUUGUUUGGCAUUCUCACCAAAGGGCAAUAUUCUUGCCAGUGGCUCCUACGAUGAAGCUGUGUUCCUGUGGGACGUACGUGCGGGAAGACUCAUGCGCAGCCUGCCGGCACAUAGUGAUCCUGUUAGUGGAAUCGAUUUUAGUCGAGACGGAACGCUGGUCGUGAGUUGCUCGACAGAUGGUUUAAUUCGUAUUUGGGACACAUCAACAGGCCAAUGCUUACGCACCCUUGUCCACGAAGACAACCCAGCCGUAGCCAACGUUUGCUUUGCCCCUAACGGCCGCUUCGUUUUGGCCUUCAAUCUAGAUAAUUGCAUUCGAUUAUGGGAUUAUGUUUCAGGCACUGUUAAGAAAACAUACCAAGGCCAUAUCAACGACAAGUUUGCAGUCGGAGGCUGCUUUGGAGUUCUGGAAGGAGUUCCUUUUAUUGUAUCUGCUAGCGAGGAUGGCAGUAUUGUUAUGUGGGACGUUGUAUCAAAGACGGUCCUACAACGGGUCGAAGGCCACAAAGGUGUGUGCUUCUGGGUGGACGUCCACGGUGAGACGAUGGUGACCGCGGGACAGGAUUGCACGGUAAAAGUGUAUCGCCACCUCAGAGAUACUCCCAAAAUUAAUGGUGACGCGAGUAAGGUGGGCAAUGAACUGCAGGCCGAAGAGACUGCAGCACGGGAGGACGUUGUAAUGGAAGACGCAUAG